This is a messenger RNA of Orbicella faveolata, 6059 nucleotides long. Its product is annotated as sodium leak channel NALCN-like. The record is from RefSeq and is a predicted model, not a curated record. Gene Ontology annotation, biological process: positive regulation of synaptic transmission, GABAergic; transmembrane transport; monoatomic ion transport. Gene Ontology annotation, cellular component: plasma membrane. Lineage: Eukaryota; Metazoa; Cnidaria; Anthozoa; Scleractinia; Merulinidae. Gene Ontology annotation, molecular function: monoatomic cation channel activity.
UCAAUAUUAAUUAUUCAAACAUUUAUGAGAUCCAAUAUAGGAUCGUUGAUUAGUCGGAUAACUCCGUAGCCCUUUGGAAAUCCGAUCUUGGAUGUCGGAAAUUCUCGUAAAACUACAACCGAAUUUCAUUUCCGCUGCAAAAUGGAAGCAAGACGACAGUCCUUAGUUAUUGAGUCUGACCAUCAUUCUUCAUCGCAAACCUUAUGGCCCCUUCGGCAAGCGCUCUACGCCGAAUCUGAGGACGACGAUGAAGAGAACGAAGACGAAUUAUCGCGAACUUGGUGGGUAAAAACUCGUUGGUUUCAGCGUCUAGUACAAGUAUGUGCGCUUGUCAGUUUGACUUCUACAGCCAUGAAUUCGCCAGAAACAUUUAAACAUAACAAUUCGCUGAGAUACAUAACUCUUGGCCUAGACAUUGUGGUCGCUGUUGUUUUUACCACUGAAAUGAUCGCGCAGAUAAACAUGUGGGGUCUGUGGCGAAAACAGAAGGCUUACUUCAAGAAACCACAGUCUAUUUUUAAUGCAAGCAUGGUUUUCCUUAUAAUGCUAUCGAUCUUGCUACAAAUUAUUGAAAUUUCUGGCUAUAUCCCUGAUAAUUACGUAGCAUUUUCGGUUCCAAGAGCCCCAAGAGCGUUAAUAAUAGUUCGGUUCUUCAAUGUGCUUAUUACAAUCAGCUUGCCGAAGUCGGUGGCUCGACGCUGUAAACGGCAAAUCUGGGCCGUCACUCUGUUCUUGUUGUAUUUUAUGGCGUUCGGUUCGAUUAUUGGAGUUCAAUUAUUCGGACGCAAAAACUAUUACUGUGUCAAGAAUGGAGCUGAUUUGAAUAAUCUGACAUACAACGAUCUGUUAUUGACUGACCAUCGCUGCAACAAUGUUACCGGCGAAACAGGAUAUUUCUGUCCACAAGGGUUUAGCUGUGUUUUUGUGGAUUUUGAGGAGAAGGAUAAAGAUUAUUUCGGGGACUUCCUGCUAAGUAUUUUAACAGUCUAUGAAAGUUCUACACAAGAAGGUUGGGUUCUCGUCAUGUACCGAAUGAUGGACUUUCGAUCGCAUCCCCUAGUAAUCGUUUAUUUUGUGUUGCUCAUUUUUUUCGUCGCGUGGCUUGUAAAGAACGUCUUCAUCGCCGUGGUGUCGGAAACCUUCGCCGAUAUUCGGAGCCUGUAUAUGUACAGUCGGAAAUCUUCGAAGCGUACUUCGGCUCGGCUGGCCUCUCAAGUUAUCAAGGACGCAGGAACCGGUUGGCAUUUAGUCUCGGUGGAUCACGAAGCGGCUAAAGGCCAUGCACCAUUGCGUGUUCGACAGAUUGUUAAUUCUAUUUACUUUAAAUACACAAUGAUCUUAUUUGUUGUGGUUGACGCUUUUGUUCAAGCUACUGUCCAUUACGAAUCAAGGAGAUACGCGCAAUUUGGGUUCACCAUAGUUUUCGACCUUGAAGUUUUCCUGAAGAUCUCAUGUAUAGGCUUUCGACCCUACCUUCUCCGUAGAAUGCAGCUAACAGAGUUUAUUUUAGCUGUUGGCAGCACUGUUUUCGCUCUACCAAUUCUGAUCUCGGAGAAAGCGUCUUUUCUGGCUGUCUUUAACGUGAUGCGAAUAAUCCGACUUAUUGGAGCGAUUCCCAAGCUUCAAGAGUUUUGCGAGAAAAUCUUCGGAACUGGAAAGAAACUUGGAAGUGCUAUCGUGUUUACGUUGAUUUUUGUGAUGGUCUCCUCCGUGAUAAGCAUGCAGUUCUUUCUGACUUUAGAUGUGAAGAGGUUUGGUACCUUCACUAGCUCCAUACAGUCCAUGUUUCAAAUCAUUACCCAGGAAGGGUGGGUGGAAGUUCUGGAUGACUUAAUCAACGCAACUACGAACUCAGCUGCAAAGGCUUUUGUUGCCAUCAUAAUCUUGGCAAAUCAUCUUUUCUCCUCGCUGAUUAUCAUGAGCGUUUUUGUUGCAGUUAUCCUAGACAACUUGGAACUUGACGAAGAGGUGAAGAUUAUGAAACAGAAAAAAAUGGGCGGUGAAAGCCGAGAAUCCACCGAGGAACUUCCGUUGCGUCUUCGGGUCUUCGAGCGUUUUCGGGAUGACCCUCGGCUUGUGAAGUUGAGUAGGAUAAAGACAACAGCUGAUUUUUCCACUCCCAAGAUUCGUGACAGUUUUAUGAAGAAGUACAUAGACAGUUCGGGCUUGGAAACUCACAUUGGUGUGGACGUGGGGGAGAAAAUCGGUGAAACUUCGCAGUUGAGAAGACGCCGCACAGCAAUUCCGAUAAAGCUGUUAAAUUCGACGAUAUCCGAAGUGGAUAAACUUUCAAAGUUCGUGAGAAAACAAUCGAGUAUCACUGCGCUUAUUAAUGACAGCAAUCGCCGAAGGACCUACGCGCUUCUUUCGCCCACCGAAAUCUCCCCGAGAAAUCAGGCCACCGUCGGCAGUAAGCAGCAGCCCGCUUCGGUUUUCCGAUCUGCUUCGAGGCGUUUUCGAAGUCGCCCUCCACCGUCACCGAAGCAAGCUCAAGGUGAUGUCAAACAAGUGAUGCGGAUUGCCAGUCAAGCGACGGGUCUUCACUCGCAGUUAAGCCAAGAUGAAAAUAACACGGGCCGAGACUUUGACAUCCAGUGGGUGCGAAUAAAACGCGAAGAGGCUCAGAGGAAAAAGAGAGCUCAAGUCGAGAAGCUUCGUGAGAAUCACCCCUACUUUGACCAGCCCCUCUUCUCGCUACAGCGUGACUCGUGGCUCCGAAGGUUUCUACAGAGCAUGGUAAACGCGCGUUACAUCAUUCCACCCGGGUACACAGAGCGAGCGUCACGCAAUCAUAUUGUCACGAUGGCACGGCUUCACAAGGUUCUCGCGUCACAGACGUACCUGGAGUGGAUUAUGAUCGUUGUCACGCUAGUGUCAUCCAUAUCUAUGAUGCUAGAGACUCCUACAGAGCGCACGUUUGUCAGGCCUGCAACAGAAGUCAUUGAGUACAUCUUUGUUGUUGCCAUGAGUUUGGAGCUUGGCGUAAAAAUUCUUGCAAACGGUUUGAUUUUCACACCUCAUGCCGUUAUACAGAACUUUGGAGGUGUUCUGGACGUGACCAUAUACCUCGUGGCACUUGCCUAUGUUGCCUGGCAACCACAUCCGAUACCCGCCCGCUCGGGGGCUCAGGUGUUGAUGGUAUUAAGGUGCCUUCGUCCCUUACGUAUCGUCACAUUGGUCCCGAAAAUGCAGAAGGUGAUCCUUGAACUGGUUGGUGGCUAUAAAGAAAUUCUCAAAGUAACUGCCGUGCAGUCUAUUCUUAUGUUCAUUUUCGCCAGUUACGGUGUCCAGGUUUUCUCUGGCAAGUUCAGAAGCUGCAACGAUCGAAGUAUUAAGACCGAAGAGGAGUGUACAGGAAUAUUUGAAAUAGAAAUUGCCACGCCUCGCGAAUUACGCGUCGUCGCGGAAUCUUCAAAAAUGAUGGUCCCACGCGUGUGGAAAAAUCCCAGGAACUUCGACUUCGAUAAUGUUAUCAACGCAUUUCUAGCCCUGUUCGAAGUUCUUUCCUUGGAAGGCUGGUUGGAAGUGCGAGAUGUGAUCCAGGCAGUCGUAGCCCCGGAAUACAGUAUUUAUGUCCAUAUUUACGUGCUUCUUGGAAGCAUGGUCGGGCUGACCUUGUUCGUCGGGGUGAUUGUCAUGAAUUUCAAUGAGAACAAAGGCAUUGCUUUACUCACUGUUGAUCAGAGAAGAUGGCAGGAUCUGAAGAAGCGCCUCCGACUGGCGCAACCUCUCCAUCUUGCCCCUAGACCAAGGAAAGAAGGUUUUCGAGCCGUUUUGUUCGACGCCACGCAGUCAAGGAUCUACAAAGUUAUCGACAUCUGUUUGGUGGUAAUUACUUGCUUGACAGUCACGAUCGCUCAGUGGACUACAGAGGACAAUCUGAGAAUGCGUGACGCGCUGACCAGUACUGCAGCUGUGUGCUCGCUGUUGUUCGUUGUGGACAUGUUGCUGAAAAUUAUCGCUUUCACCUUCCGAGGAUACUGGCAAAGCCGGAGAAACCGGUUUGACCUGUUCUUGACCAGUCUCGGGGUACUGUGGGUGACGCUGAAUUUUUCCUUAAAAGGGAGUGGUACGCCAUAUACAGUGACUACUUUUUUCGGGAUGGUGAUCAUAUUGUUCCGCUUCUUGACGCUCUCAGGUAAACACGACACGCUCAAGAUGCUGAUGUUGACUGUGGUCAUGUCGCUGAUAAAGAGCUUCUUCAUCAUCGCUGUUUUGAUCGUUCUAAUGCUCAGCUACUCUUUGGCCGGGGUGAUCUUGUUCGGAACAGUGAAGUAUGGAGAAGCGUUGAACCGUCACGCCAACUUCAAGACUAGCUUUAACGCCAUGAUCCUUCUGUUUCGCAUCACAACUGGAGAGGACUGGAACAAGAUAAUGCACGACUGUAUGCUUUCUAAGCCUUACUGCACGGAAAAUGCGGACACACCCAACUUCUGGCAAACUGAUUGUGGCAACAUCGCCGCGGCGCUGAUUUAUUUCAUCUCGUUUUACGUCAUCGUGACUUUUGUAUUCUUGAACCUUUUCAUCGCUGUCAUCAUUGAGAAUUUUUCGUUGUUCUACUCGAGCGAUGAAGACUCGCUCAUCAGCAACACAGACCUAAGAGACUUUCAGCUGACUUGGAACUUAGUGGAUAAAUACCGUAAAGGGGUGUUAUCAGUUAGGCAAGCUAAGCUUGUGCUUCGCUUGCUGAAAGGCCGCUUAGAAGUUGACAGUGGGUCGCUGUUGUUCAAACACAUGUGCUGCGAGAUUGAAAAGCUUCGGAACGGCUGUGAUGUUUCUUUUCACGAUGUUCUAGGCGUGCUAGCUUACCGUUCGGUGGACAUCAGUCGAAGUUUGCAACUAGAAGAGCUUCUCGAGCGAGAAGAACUGGAAUAUCAGAUCGAGGAGGAAGUGGCCAUACAGACCAUCCGUGAUUGGUUCACCAACCUGCGCAAGAAGCGGGCCGAGCGGGAAUGGAUCCGACAUUUAGAGCAAGGUGGCAUUCCAUUGGCUGGAGGUAUCCAACUGUCUGAUAAAAGCCCUGGGGCCUCAAGCGCGGAGAGCUUAGAACACUCAGCUAAUGAAGACCCUGAGCGUGAGGAGCGUGAUACCGAACGCGAGGCUCGAGAACACGACAGUAGCGAAGAUGACGAUUUUCCAGUGUCGCCUUCUUCCAAAGGACCAGCUAUUCUCCUUUCUGCUCCGCCGCCAGCCAAGAAAACGGAACGAAGUAAUUCCGCGUCUCGUAAGAGUUCUGUUACGUUUCCCGAUGAAUUGUCGAUGUCAGCAAAACGACGAAGCCUACCGGAAGCCCUGACUAAUCUGAAAACACGAAAGAAAAGUAUUCCCGAGAUAAAGGAGUUCGCCGGAGAGGUUCGUGAUUGGUGGACGACUCAGAUGAAUGACGGGCCCUGAAAGUUCCUGAUUGGUGGACUGAUCAGGUGAAUGACGUGAUGCACCUGUUAGGUCUGUGACUGGUAAAUGAUUUAAUAGAGCGGUUUACAAUUGAGUGUCACAAAACCAAAACCAAAGUAAUCACUCUAGCCAAUCACAAAGAACACAGAUAAUACCGUUAACCAAUCAAAACUUCAAGUAAUUACGUGUAGCUGACGCGAAACGACGGAAAACGAGUGCGAACGAGUCGUGGUAGGUUUUGGUUUUACCUCUGAUUAGAUGAAAAAGUGGCGCGAAUAUUUUUAAGUCAAUCGUGUAGCGUAGGGGAUGCAAAACCAAUUACUUUUCGACACUCAAAUGAAAACAGUUGGGCUCUAGAAUCAAUAAUUUGGCGAAACGUUUACACAAUAGAGCAAUAGGUGUUAUUGCAGUUAUCAGAGGUUUGACAUACAAACGAGGCAAAAGGGUCCAUUCUGCUCUGUGUUGACCCUCAUCGCCUCGUUUGUAUGGCUUUUUAAACAGUGGAAUAUUUGACCACAGACUCAACUGUAAUAACAGCUAUUUCUCAUGCCUAUCCAUAAACUCAAUCAAAUUUAACACGGACACCACUGAUAUGGAUUGUGGACAGUUUCGGUAUCAAAAACAAAUGGCAAAUAAUGGUAAAUAAUGGCAGCUUGUAAUAUCCG